AUGACUGCUUUCAAUUUCUCGACGACCGGGUCCGAAGUGGUUGCUGCAUUGCCAGAUCGAGUGGCUGGGAAGACAUUUGUUAUCACUGGAGCUAGUCAUGGAGGGCUUGGAGCCCACACAGCCCUUCGCCUAGCAGCCGCCAAUCCUGCUGAGAUCAUCCUUCUCGGACGCUCCGAAGAGAAAGUCUCCCCAGUCAUGAAGGCGAUCAGCAAAACCAGCCCCUCCACCAUUGUUCGAUUUAUCAAAAUCGACCUCAUGUCUUGUGCAUCAGUGCGCGCCGCGGCAGCGGAGAUUAAUGCCUCUGUCUCGAAGAUCGACGUCCUCAUUAAUAACGCAGGCAUUAUGGGUGUCAAGUUUUCUCUGACUGCUGAAAACGUGGAAAGUCACCCGGGUGCGAAUCACAUUGGCCAUUUCCUGCUCACCAACCUCCUUGUUCCGAAACUUGAAGCUUCUGGUGGUGGCGCUCGGAUCGUGAAUGUAUCCAGUGCCAUGUACCGGCUUAGCCCAGUUAUGUUCGACAACUACAACUUCUCCGACGGCAAGACCUACGACCCUUGGAUAGCUUAUGGACAGUCCAAGACAGCAAACAUUUUGGUCGCUGUUGCAUUAGCCAGAAAACUGGAGACGAAGGAGAUAAGGUCCUAUUCAUUGCACCCGGGAGUUAUUCAGACAACGGGUCUGUCCGGAGUAGAUCCAGCAGCAUGGCCAAUUGUGGGAUCCAUGUUUGAAAGCAAGAAGCUGGAGUUGCCGAAAGAAAAGGACAUCGAGCAGGGCUGCGCUACUACUGUCGCAGCGGCCCUGGACCCUGCCAUUGACAAAAAGGUUCUGAAUUAUGCCUCUGACGCCUCCAAUGCAGAGAAAUUGUGGACUCUGAGCGAGAAGAUUGUCGGAGAAAUAUUCUGCUACUAA
Messenger RNA from Aspergillus fischeri NRRL 181, 909 nucleotides. RefSeq names its product short-chain dehydrogenase. The coding region runs from base 1 to 909 and encodes 302 amino acids. NCBI's taxonomy places the organism in Eukaryota, Fungi, Ascomycota, Eurotiomycetes, Eurotiales, Aspergillaceae. The transcript is spliced from 3 exons. The record is from RefSeq and is a predicted model, not a curated record.